Rhagoletis pomonella (apple maggot) is the source of this 3026-nucleotide messenger RNA. Its product is annotated as ribosomal protein S6 kinase 2 beta-like. Gene Ontology annotation, molecular function: ribosomal protein S6 kinase activity; magnesium ion binding; ATP binding. The transcript has 2 exons. Lineage: Eukaryota; Metazoa; Arthropoda; Insecta; Diptera; Tephritidae. Gene Ontology annotation, biological process: intracellular signal transduction; protein phosphorylation. The coding region runs from base 136 to 2754 and encodes 872 amino acids. The record is from RefSeq and is a predicted model, not a curated record.
UUCCGUGACAGCCAUAAACGCAGUGAAAGCUGUUAAAAAAUUUCAAGUUUCUGUGAAAAUCAUCGCAUAUUUAAUUGGAUCACGGCGACAUCAAUAACGCCCACGUCAACGGAGGUCAUCAGCGUCACCGGCGCAAUGCCACUGGCCGAUUUGAAUAAAGAUUUGCGCCAGCAACAGCAGCUGGGCGUGGGCAUUGCCGUCGGUAACAAUGCUCACCUAGACCAUGCUAAUGGCACUUUGGGCCAACAGCAGCUGCGUCAGCGCAUGCAGAUCACAUCGUCCGGAUGCAGUAGUCUGGCCGUGACACCUAUGGAGCAUACGCCCACCGACGAAGAAAGUGGUGCCGUGACCACUGUGACGUCAUCUCAGCGCAGACAGCAGGCUCAGCAUCAGCAGCAACAACAUUUGCAACAGGUGCAGCAAACGGCACUGCAAGCAGCAUUGGAGCACCACCACAUCAGUUCGGUUACGGCAGAUACUACCGAGCUGAUGGAUUUAAGUGAUUCUGAAGGCUACGCACCAGCCGCAGGCGAUGCAGAGUUACGUGAAAAUGAGUUUGAAUUGCGCGAAGUAGUCAAGGAAGGUCAUGAAAAAGCCGACCCUUCGCAAUUCGAAUUGCUGCGCGUGCUGGGCGAGGGUAGCUUCGGUAAGGUGUUUUUAGUACGCAAGGUUGUUGGCAAGGAUGCAGGCACGCUAUACGCCAUGAAAGUAUUGAAAAAAGCCACUUUGAAGGUCAAGGACCGUGUGCGUAGUACAAACGAGCGUAAAAUACUAGCCGACGUGGGUCAUGCGUUCAUCGUAAAAUUGCACUACGCCUUCCAAACGCCCGGCAAAUUGUAUUUGAUUUUGGAUUUCCUUCGCGGUGGUGAUCUUUUCACACGGCUAUCCAAAGAAGUAAUGUUCACGGAAGAGGAUGUUAAGUUUUACCUAGCUGAGUUGGCACUGGCUUUAAAUCAUUUGCAUUCACUUGGUAUUAUCUAUCGCGACUUAAAGCCGGAGAACAUUUUACUAGACGAACACGGCCAUAUCGCGCUGACGGAUUUUGGACUAUCGAAACAACCACUAGACGGAUCGAAGACUUACAGUUUUUGCGGCACAGUAGAGUAUAUGGCACCGGAAAUAGUGAACCGAAAAGGACACGACUUUGCAGCUGAUUGGUGGUCUUUUGGUGUACUGAUGUAUGAAAUGUUAACAGGUAACUUGCCAUUCCACGGGCAAACACGCCAAGAGACCAUGAAUCAAAUACUGCGUUCCAAAUUGGGCAUGCCCGAGAACCUCUCGCCUGAGGCACAAUCAUUGCUUCGCGCACUUUUCAAGCGCAAUCCCCAAAAUCGACUAGGUGCAGGUCCCAACGGAAUACUGGAUAUCAAAGCGCAUUGUUUCUUUGCCACAAUCGACUGGUUGGGGCUGGAACGGAAAGAAGUGCGCCCACCAUUUAUACCGGCGGUGUCGCGUGACGACGCUUUCUACUUUGAUGUGGAGUAUACAUCAAAGUCACCACGCGACUCUCCCGGUGGUCCUAUUUCCGCAUCGGCUCAUGAAAUCUUUCGGGGCUUUAGUUUUGUCGCGCCUGUGCUACUAGAUCAAACAUCCAACAGUUCGAGUCCUUUAUCCCCAUUCGUGCCCAACGCACAUCCCCAGCUGCGCAGUUUGCCAGGAGUGCUGCCUGGAAACUUUCAUUCCGAAUAUAAUCUGCUUCAGGAGCUAGGGCGUGGCACAUUUUCUGUUUGCCGUUUGUGUGAACAUCGCUCAACGAAGAAGCAUUUCGCCGUGAAGAUUAUAGAAAAAGCGGCAGCGGCGGCGUCAUCCAGCUCGGCGGACUGUUGGGAAGAGGUCGAGAUAAUGUUGCGCUAUGGCAAUCACCCCAACAUUGUCACAUUGUUUUCUGUGUAUGAGGACGCAACUUCAGCGUAUCUGGUUAUGGAGUUGUUGAAGGGCGGCGAGCUGCUCGAUCGCAUACUAGCGGUGGGACAAAUGUGCGAGAGUGAGGCGAGUGCGGUGCUGAGGACGGUCGUUUCGGCAGUGGCGUACUUGCAUGAGCAUGGCGUAGUGCAUCGUGACCUUAAACCAUCUAACAUGAUAUACGCGAGCAUGCGACAGACGCCGGAGACGCUAAAGCUAUGUGACCUGGGAUUCGCAAAACAGCUACGCGCAGACAACGGGCUAUUGAUGACACCUUGCUACACGGCCAAUUUUGUGGCGCCGGAGGUGCUGAAACGCCAAGGCUACGACCUGGCCUGUGACAUAUGGUCACUGGGCGUGCUGCUUUAUAUUAUGCUCUCUGGCCGUACACCAUUCGCUUCAACACCAAACGACUCGCCGGAGGUGAUACUAAAACGAAUCGGUUCCGGUCAUGUGGAUUUCACAUCGAGUCGCUGGGCAAUGACCGGCAGCGAAGUGAAAGAUUUACUGCGUCAGAUGCUGCACAUCGUACCAGAAAAUAGACCGACGGCAGCGCAAAUACUGCAGCACCCUUGGCUGCGUGAACAGUCGGCGGGUUCAGUGCGCCUAACGGAAUACGCGAUAAUACCCGCACAAAUGUCAGGCGCUGGUGUCAAUGCCAUAGGCGAAGGCGGCGCGGGGUUCGCGCAACCCAACGCCAACUCGGUACGCGAAGCGACGGCGGCGUUGCGCGGUGCCGUCGAUGCGACUUUCCGCGCGAUUGCAAUACCACAAGCGGCAAAUGUGGGCCCAGUAGAAAUGUCGAAACUGGCGAAACGACGUGCCAAAGACAAAGCCAACUUGCACUCGUAAAUUUUUUCGGUGAAAUUUAAUUGAAUCAUUGGCGAUUAUAUGAAAGCCGUUUUGUAUGCUCGCCGAAAAUUUGUUCAAAGGCUGUUGAUGUGUUUGUGUGUGGUAGAGCAAAUAGCCACCAUUAUUCCACGGCAUAAAUUGUUUGCGUAUUUAUUAAUAAAAACACGUACAUAUACGUACCUAGAAAUAGGCACGCGGGAAGAAGGAGAUACAAAUUAUAUUUUUAGGCAUUUUGUCGGCUUCCUAUGCGCGACUUCCAUAGGGUACACACA